AUGAAAGCAAUUGAAUGUGGAAUUCUUUGUGCUGAUUUUAAAGAGUUGUUUCUUCUUGAUGUGACUCUUCUUUCUCUUCCUAUUGAGAUACUUGGUAGAAACACCACAAUUCCAACAAAGAAAAGUCAGGUCAACUCUUUAAUUGGAAUUUGCUGUAGUGACGAAAAUGCCCUUGUAUCACCAGAUCAUGCAUGUGGGAAAUCGAGUUUAUGAAAAUACUUUUUUUUUGAGGGGUAGCUGUUGCCUGGAAAGCUGCAAAUGUGAAACCUGGAACUACAGUGGUCGUAUUUGGACUAGGUGCAAUUAGGCAAGCUGUAUGAUUCUUAUGAACUUAUAUAAAUGAUUCUUAUGAACUUAUAUAAAGAUACAAUUUUAAAAGGGUCCAUAACAGUAAAAUGGGACAGUGUAUGUCUUUUAAAUUGACUUGCCCCAUAACAAUACUCA
Messenger RNA from Lactuca virosa, 444 nucleotides. Lineage: Eukaryota; Viridiplantae; Streptophyta; Magnoliopsida; Asterales; Asteraceae. The record is from the annotation of a GenBank genome assembly.